Messenger RNA from Magnolia sinica, 2886 nucleotides. Its product is annotated as putative disease resistance protein At4g19050. The coding region runs from base 1 to 2886 and encodes 961 amino acids. The transcript has 2 exons. Gene Ontology annotation, molecular function: ADP binding; protein binding. NCBI's taxonomy places the organism in Eukaryota, Viridiplantae, Streptophyta, Magnoliopsida, Magnoliales, Magnoliaceae. The record is from RefSeq and is a predicted model, not a curated record.
AUGGCUGUCGUAUUUUCAGAUAUAAAGACACAACCACGCAUGGCUGAAAUAGAUGUCUCUGCUGUCCGAAAAGGAGGAGACGAGGCGACAUUCGAGGGAUGGCUAGACAACUUCUCCCCCGACGUAGAACGUGCCGGGAAAGAGCUCUUGCAAUGCUUGAGGAAUCCGAAGAUCAGAGCCAUUUGUGUCAGGGGGUAUGAAGGUUAUGGAAGUUGGAGGAUCGUGGAGUAUGCAGCUCGAAAGUUGAAGGGAUCUGAUAUCUUCGAUGUGCAGAUAAUUGUAAAGCUACCAAAAGAGGAUUGGAGUCCUCGAAAUGUGCAGAGGGAAAUUGCAAACCGAUUGGGGAUAAAGGAGGGUGACGAUGAAGACGGUGAUCUUAAAAAGGAUGUACAGAGGGAAGUCUCGUUUGAAAUCGAUGAAUCGCUCAAGGGAAAGAGGUUCUUGUUAAUACUAGGAGAUGCGACUCGACGCAUUUAUUUAGAUGAUGUGGGUGUUGCAAAUAUUAGAAAUACAAAGGUUGUAUACGUUAGCAGCCGAAGGUUGGAAUCGGAGGAGACAAUUGAAUUUCAAGACUUGUCCAUAGAUAUGUUACGUCAGGAGGCUGUUGCUGUCGCUUCUUCUCCCACCAUCGCUGCCUGUUUCACUCCCCAUGCUGUCCUUGAAUGCUUCUUCUACCUCCUGUUAUUUUCAGUAAGUUUUCGUGGGCGUUUUAAAAUGGGAUUGCCGACAAGGUAUUGGAUUGCAGAGGGAAUUAUGGUUAUGAGAGAGGGAAUUGAAGAAGAAGAGGAUUUGACGACAUUGGAGAAGAAGGUGGAUGCUCUGCUUAUAGAGCUCAAGGCUCGUUCCAUCGUAGAGCAACUGGAUGAUGAGAGAACAUUGGCGAUUGGGAAGACAUUCAGAGGAUGGCGAUAUGGAAUCUACGACUUAGUGAUGACCUCCCUCUUACUCUUAAAUUCCCCAAACUCUCCACUACUGCUCGAAGGACCCGGUGGUCUUCCUACCCUUCCAAACAACUUCGUCUUCGAGCAAAUGCAAGGCCUUCGCGUCUUCCUCCUCUCUCGCUUAACAAUCAGAUUUCUGCCCCUCUCCAUCUCCUCCUUGCACAAUUUCAGAUUCUUGUCUAUUUAUAGUUGUCAACUUUUAGAGCCUGAGUCUCUCCUCUCUUCCUUGCAAGCUUUGGACAAACUCGAGUUCCUUCAAUUUGAAGAUACUCAUCUGGAAUCGAUACCAGACGAGUGCCUUCAGCACAAGAACAACCUUCGAUCUCUCCAUCUCUCUGACACAAAGACCAGAUCUCUUCCUUCCUCUUUUCCCCAGCUGCACAACCUCCAACAACUCUCAAUAACAAGUUCCUCAUCUCUAACGGAAAUUCCAGACGCUUUCAUUGAGCGUUUGCCACAGCUUCGGGUUCUCAGCUUAGCUCAUGAUUACAUUCUGAAAUCUAUACCAUCUUCUCUCUCCAAACUGGUCAAACUUAGGCAACUCAUAUUAACAAAAUGUUCUUCCUUGAAGAUUGAGUUGCUGCCUCAUCUGCGUAACUUCUCUGUUCUUGAGGUGCUUGACAUUCGCUCUUGUUACUCCAUCGAAGACAUAGAAGAGGUUUCUUCUUCUCUUGGGGCUGUCUUGCCAAACCUCCGAAAGCUUGACCUGUCUAGAAUUGAUGUCAUUAAGCAAGUCAUCCUAAAAGGUUGCAGAUGCUUAGAAUCCUUGAACUUGAAAUAUCUUACAAGACUUGAUGCGCUGGAUCUUUCAGGCACUCAACUCCAACAGUUGCCUGAAGGUAUCAGCACAGCAUCUCAUUUAAGGCGGCUGGACAUGCUCCACAUGAAUCGCAUUAGUAAGAUCGACUGGGAUGACUUGAAUACUGAGCUGGAAGAGUUCAACUUGAAUCACUGUGGAACCUCUAUUUUACCAAAGGAUGAUGAAAAUCCUAGAGAUGAAGGUGGGCCUCAAAUGAGGAUAAGUAAUUACAAGCUUUUGCAGUCCUUAAAACCAUCUUCACAUUUUUUGAGAGCAAAAUGCUUCUCUCGAUUCCAUAUCCGCAUCUCUCCUUACCAAGAAGAAGAAGGAAGAAGAAGAGGAAAAGGUAUCCUUCUCCAAGGAAGGAAGUCCACAUACAAGGACAUCAAUUUGAAGACCCAAAAAUGUAAUUUACCUCUUCCUUCAUGCCAUUUCCACAGGCAUCUGGAGAUACAAGGAGAUAAGAGAUGCACAAACGCUAUUCAGGGGGUUCUCAGUCGUACAGAAUUACUCACUUUGUGGGACAAUGCCUUCAUCCGAGAUCUUGGCGAUGUUCAAAUGCAUGAACUGAGAGAAUGUCAGGUCAAGAGCUGCGAGCAGAUGGAGAUAUUCUUUGGUGGUAAGAAUCAAUGUUUUGAAUGCUUGGAGAAAAUAUGGAUAUCUGAUCUUGCAAGCAUGAGGAGAGUAUGUGAUGGCAUGGGUAGGAUCAUAAGCUUCCCACUCUUGAAGCACAUAUAUCUGGAGCACUGUCCGAGACUCGUCAAUUUCGUCUCCUCAGGUGUAAGCUUGUUGAGCUUGGAAAAGCUGGAGCUCAGAUUUUGCAAUAGACUAGAGUCACUGUUUCAAGGGGAUGUGGUUGUGGACGGCUCUCUUCAACGGCUGCACACGGUGCAUCUGUGGGAGCUACCGAAGCUGGAGAGAAUUUGCAGCGGCAGGUAUUUGCCGGCAUUGAAGAAGCUAACAGUGAGGGGAUGUAGGAAGCUGAAGGAGCUUCCGCUUCGAGCCAGCCCCAACAAUGCUAUAAGGGGUGGUGGUGGUGUUCAAGUGGGAGGUGAAAUGGCAUGGUGGGAGAAUCUCAGUGGGGAAGAUGAGAGCAUCAAACACGACAUUCACUUCAUAGAGUGGCGUCCUCUUACAAGGCGCUGA